CUGGCGGAGACUCGUGGCUCCUGCCUCUGUUUACAAGCCUUGUACUCUUUUAAUGUCAGCCUGCUCCUUUUCCCCGUCAAACUGGAGAGAGAGAGAGAGAGAGAUAGUCAGAACGGAACGGCAGAGCUCAGAGGACACACGGAGCCGCUCUCGAUACAAACUACAGCAUGGCUAGGCGACCGAGACACAGUGUGUACAGUAGUGAGGAAGAUGAUGAUGACAGUGAGAUGUAUGAACAUGACUAUGAUGGACCGCUGCCCAAGCCAAGCAAACGCCAUCUAGGCAAGACACGCUGGACACGAGAAGAGGAUGAGAAGCUGAAGAAGUUAGUAGAACAUCAUGGAUCAGAAGACUGGAAGCUCAUCACUAGUUUCCUACCUAACCGUACAGACGUUCAGUGUCAGCAUCGCUGGCAGAAGGUUCUCAACCCAGAGCUCAUCAAAGGACCCUGGACCAAGGAGGAGGACCAGAGAGUGAUUGAACUAGUCCAGAAGUAUGGAGCCAAGCGUUGGUCCGUAAUCGCCAAGCACCUGAAGGGUCGGAUAGGGAAGCAGUGCAGAGAGCGCUGGCACAACCACCUGAACCCCGAGGUGAAGAAGACUUCCUGGACCGAGGAAGAGGAUCAGAUCAUCUACCAGGCCCACGAGAAACUGGGCAACCGCUGGGCUGAGAUCGCCAAACUGCUGCCUGGCAGGACUGAUAAUGCCAUUAAGAACCACUGGAACUCUACGAUGCGUAGGAAGGUGGAGCAGGAAGGUUACCUUCAGCACGCCGCCGCCAAAUCUGGCCACGCCCUCGCCGUCUCUCCCGGUUACGCCAAGGCCAACAACCACAUCAUGAGCUUCUCUCACCACUCCCCUCUCCCGCCUCUCUCACCUUUCACAGGGAACCACUCCUAUAUUUCGGACCACAGGGUGCCCUUCCCCCGAGGGCUGCACGUCAACAUCCUGAACAUUCCACAGCACGGAACAGCUGCUAUACAGAGACAUUAUAGUGAGGAGGACCCAGAAAAGGAGAAGAGAGUGAAGGAGAUUGAGCUGCUGCUAAUGUCAACAGAGAAUGAGUUGAGGGGACAGCCUGCACUACCUAUCAACCCGUACGCCAGCUGGGCAGGUAGUGACAGCUCAGAAGGCGUGGCCACAUCGUGCCAUCACCACCAGGCCACCGGCCCCUGCCUCCCCGAGGAGAGCGCCUCGUCCUCACGCAGCAACAACAGCAACAAUAACAACAACAACAACAGCAGCAGCAACAACAACAACAGUCACCAUGGCAGCCACACCCUCUCCAACCUCCCGGAGUUCAUGGAGUCAGUCAUCGACUCGUUUCUCAACCAAUCGGCGAGCCCGGAAAGCUCAGACAGCGACAGCCUACCUAUGAGCUCCCAGAAACCCCUGCUGGCUACGCCUCUACACAGAGACCACACCCCCCGACCCCAGAAAAAGAAUGACAUGUUCAGGACUCCUACUAUCCGUCGUUCCCUCCUGGAGUUGUCUCCUCGUACUCCGACCCCCUUCAGGUCUUCCAUGGUAGAGUGUAUAAAACAGGAACCUAUGGAGUGUGUUGUCUCGGUCGGGGACCAACAGCCAACCCUAAAGAAGAUCAAACAAGAGGUGGAGUCUCCCUGUCUGCAGUGGAAGGGGUCAGACCUCCCUACCCAGCUCUUCUCCCUCUCUGGCCCUAUCCAGGAAGUACCUGAUCUGCUGACACGUUCUGUGCUGAGUGAUGACAAACCCUACCACCUCUCCCUCCGGCCCCUGGCCAGCCCACUACAGCAGCUCAACACAUGGGACCAAGUGGCUUGUGGGAAGGUGGAGGAUCAAGAACAGAACCACAAAUAUAUCCACACUUACUCUGCCAGAACCCUGGUUAUGUAACACACACACACACAUACACAUACACAUAUACACAUAUACACAUAUACACAUAUACACACACACACACACACACACACAGACACAGACACUGGAUACAACGGAUCAAAGACCUUGUGUUUAUUUCUAUUUCAACUUUUUUUUGUAGAUUCUGUUUUUUUAUGCUUUGUUGUUUUAUAAAACAGGGAGAAAAUGAUGUGCCUAUAAUUCAAUCAUAAUUGGGCUGUAAUCUUAAUAAUCCUAAAUUGUAAUAUUGUAAUAUAAAGAACAAGUUGAUUAAUUUAUUUUGUUUUGUUUUGAGGAAGACUGUUUUUUUUUAUACAACCGGCCAAUCGAGCAGUGUUUGACUUCAGUAUUUGAACCUUGACCCCUGACCCCUAACCCUUGACCCCUGACCCAAGGCCCUAGCAUUAUAUAACGGGUUAAAGUUGUUGGUUUUUUUUGUGCAAAAAAGAUUAUUAUGAAACGAAUUAAACGAGCCCCUCUGUAUUUCAGUCAUAAUACACUUAGAGUCCGAGGAGAGGCCUUUACAAAACAUCAUAAUGCCUUAUAAUGCCUAUAUGAGUGUUAACAUUUCACUGCUAGACAUUACAUCUUACGUCAGCUCCUAUGUCAACCUUAUGAAUGGUUAUGAAUGAUCAUAUGAUGCUGUUAUGUGACAAUUGGGCCAUCACCCGUAUUCUGAUUCGUUUCCUAUCUUGUCUAUAUACUGUAUCAUAGGGGAAACAUUUCCAUUCAACAAAAUGUAUUAUUAAUAUUAUUAUAAUGUUAUUACUUUUGUCCUAAAGUCUUACACUGAGUUUACUACAGAUGCAUCAAACUAUGACCCAAUCCCAAACCGACCCCUAGACCCUACGGCCUAUGAUCGACCCCUAGACCCUACGGCCUAUGAUCGACCCCUAGACCCUACGACCUAUGAUCGACCCCUAGAUCCUACGACCUAUGAUCGACCCCUAGAUCCUACUUCCUUGUGGAGAUCUGAGAUGAUUUGACAGAUGUAAGCAAUAUGGUAAUAGUUAGUUGAUUAGAUCCGUCCAAUCUUCUCAGAUCUCCACAAGGGCAAAGGGCAAAGGGCAAAGGGUUCUAUGGGUCAAUUGAAGAGUGGGCCGACGAGCUGAACCCAGUAACAUGUGUUAAAGCUGCACUUGAUUGAGAACGCUGUUAUUUUUCUAGAUAUUGAUAAGAUUACUACAAACGUGGGCCCACAGGAUACCAAGGUUCUGGUAAAAGACCCCGCUGUGUUUCAGAAAAAUAUUACUUUUGAUACUUUGUCUGUGUUGUUGUUGUUGUUGUUGUUGUUUUCUACCGUCUUUGUAAUCUAACGCCACGAUACUAAACCAUGUCGUGUGUAUCAGAUCGAAAAACACUCAGCAGUGUUCUCUCUCAUCUUGUUUGAUACCCUUUCUACAUUUUUAUAAAAGCAUUUCCACAGGACAGGUUUUUAUGUGUUUUUUCAAUACUUUUUCAAUAAAGUCUUUUUUUAAAUCAGA
Molecule: messenger RNA, 3361 nt
Organism: Oncorhynchus tshawytscha (Chinook salmon)
Lineage: Eukaryota; Metazoa; Chordata; Actinopteri; Salmoniformes; Salmonidae
Product: transcriptional activator Myb
Exons: 14
Coding region: 168-1874 (568 amino acids)
Biological process (GO): regulation of DNA-templated transcription
Cellular component (GO): nucleus
Molecular function (GO): DNA-binding transcription factor activity, RNA polymerase II-specific; RNA polymerase II cis-regulatory region sequence-specific DNA binding
Source: RefSeq, a predicted model, not a curated record